AUGAGAGAAGUCAUUUCUAUCCACGUUGGUCAGGCUGGUGUGCAGAUUGGAAAUGCAUGCUGGGAGCUGUACCUGACGGAACACGGCCUCUCGCCUGAUGGCCGUCUCCAAGCCAAUUCACCUUCGUUGAAUGAUGAUGGCUUCAGCACAUUCUUCUCCGAGACUGGCUCUGGCAAACAUGUGCCUCGCAGUCUGUACGUGGACCUGGAGCCAAACACCAUCGACGCCGUCCGCACCGGUACCUACAGAACUCUCUUCCAUCCUGAGACUCUUGUGAAUGGCAAGGAGGAUGCGGCCAACAACUACGCUCGUGGUCACUACACUGUCGGCAAGGAGCUGGUAGACACCGUCCUUGACAAGGUUCGCCACCUCGCCGACAACUGCACUGGCCUUCAGGGCUUUUUCAUCUUCCACUCUUUCGGUGGUGGUACUGGCUCUGGCUUCGGUGCUCUCCUCCUUGAGCGUCUUUCUACCGACUAUGGCAAGAAGUCCAAGCUCGAGUUCUGCGUUUACCCCGCACCAAAGAUGGCGACGUCUGUUGUUGAACCUUACAACUCCGUCCUCACGACUCAUACCACCCUUGAGCACUCUGAUUGCUCUUUCAUGGUUGACAACGAGGCUAUUUAUGAUAUCUGCCGCCGGAAUCUCGGUGUCCAGGCUCCUAGCUACACAAACCUGAACCGGCUUAUUGCCCAGGUUGUCUCCAGCGUCACUGCUUCCCUUCGUUUUGAUGGCAGCCUCAACGUCGACCUGAACGAAUUCCAGACUAACCUUGUGCCCUUCCCUCGUAUUCACUUCCCUCUGGCUACUUACGCUCCUAUCAUCUCUGCGGACAAGGCGCAUCAUGAGCAGAACUCCGUUGCGGAGAUGACCUCGUCUUGCUUCGAGAGUGGUAACCAGAUGGUCAAGUGCGACCCGAAGGACGGCAAGUACAUGGCUUGCUGCCUGCUCUACCGUGGUGAUAUCGUCCCGAAGGAUGCCAACGCCGCCGUUGCCACCAUCAAGACAAAGCGCACCAUCCAGUUCGUCGAUUGGUGCCCGACUGGCUUCAAGCUUGGUAUCUGCAAUGAGCCUCCCGCGUAUAUCCCCGGCGGCGAUCUUGCAAAAUGCUCCCGCUCUCUUUGCAUGCUUUCCAACACAACGGCCAUUGCAUCCGCUUGGGCUCGUCUCGACCACAAGUUUGAUCUUCUCUACUCUAAGCGUGCCUUCGUUCACUGGUACGUUGGUGAGGGCAUGGAGGAGGGUGAAUUCUCUGAGGCCCGCGAGGAUCUCGCCGCCCUGGAAAAGGAUUAUGAGGAGGUCGGCAACGACAGCGCUGAACUCGAGGAGGAGGCUGAAUACUAA
Messenger RNA from Dacryopinax primogenitus, 1344 nucleotides. Its product is annotated as tubulin alpha. The record is from RefSeq and is a predicted model, not a curated record. Gene Ontology annotation, cellular component: cytoplasm; spindle; microtubule. The transcript is spliced from 8 exons. Gene Ontology annotation, molecular function: GTP binding; structural constituent of cytoskeleton. Gene Ontology annotation, biological process: microtubule cytoskeleton organization; nuclear migration by microtubule mediated pushing forces; nuclear division. Bases 1 to 1344 code for a protein of 447 amino acids. Lineage: Eukaryota; Fungi; Basidiomycota; Dacrymycetes; Dacrymycetales; Dacrymycetaceae.